GCGGCCGGCCGGCAGCGGAGGAGGCAGUAGUGUUCGUCCGGUCGGCCAGGAUGGGGGCCACGGUGGGUGUGUGGGUGGCGACGCUGCUGCUGCUGGCCGCCACGGUCGGCGCCGCUACAUUGGAGGGCUCAGAUGCUAGUGACCCGUGCGAGCACCACACGUGUCCGACGGGAGAGGAGUGCGUCUCACAUGAGGUCUCCUGUCGGCGACGGCCGUGCCCGCGGAUCAGCGAGUGCCGUGCCGCCAACUGCACUCUGCCCUGCCGGGACGGGUACGAGUGCGACCGCGAGCCGUGCAACCAGCCACCCUGCGACGCGCGUGAGCGGUGCGUGCCGCGGCCGGACGCGUGCGGCGGCCGCUGUCUGCCCGACGAGCUGUGUCUCACCAAGGUGCGUCCGUGCGCGCCGCGGUCACCGUCUGACGCGCGGCCGCCGUGCGUCGAGAGCUGGUGUGUGACGCGCGGCGCUGCACUGACGGCGCGUCACCAGCCGCCGCCGCCGUCGUUCUGCGGCGACUGUCCGGCGCCAGCCGUCUGCGUGCCCACACAGGUGUGCCGCCAGUACAACGAGUGCCUCUUCCUGCCCGUGUGCCUCACCGACUGUACCGAGAUGUGGUGCGGCAGCGGCCACGAGUGCCGCAUGCAGCCGCCAGCGGACUGUGAGACCGCCGACUGUCCGCCGGAGCCCACCUGCGUCCCCGACGGGUCGCCGCCGGAGGUCGAGCUAGCCAAUCGGUUCUCCUCCGGGCCGCGCCGCCCUCAGUGUGUGGUCAGCUGCAGUGAAGACGAGGAGUGCCGCUUCAUGCCGACGCGCUGCCUCGAGUCGCCGUGCCCGACCGUGGCGCGUUGUGUGCCCCGAGCGGCGGUCGCAGCUGCCGCUGCCUCGGUGGCCGGCGCUGCGGCAGCCGCUGCGGGACCUUCCCCACCGGGAGGAGAGUGCCCGCUGGAUGACCUGCGUCAGCUGGCCAGCCCAGCGUUCUGCGGCACGGCCAGCCUGCACCAGUGCGCCGUCGAUGGCGAGUGCGGCCCGCAGCGGCGCUGCUGCGAGCGCGGCUGCGGCCGCUCGUGCCUGCCCACCUGUCAGCCGGGCUGUGCGCCGGGCUCCGAGUGUCGCCUGGUGGCCGUCCAGUGUAUCGGCUCGCCGUGCCCCAAGGUAGCGCAGUGCGUGGCCGCCGAACACCCGGGGCAGGCCGGCCCGCUGCCGCCGCCGGCGCCGUCCCCGCCUCUUCGGCCGGCCAGGCCGUUCCCUCCACCACCACCAUCCGCCGACCAGCUGCCGAACGGAGCGGCGUCCGCGGCUGCCGGAGCGUCAUCAUCGUCAGCGUCGGCGUCGGCGUCAUCAUCCCAGUCAUCGGUCGAUGGCGCGCAGGGUCUGCCAGACCGUCCCGGUCUGUGUCCGGUCAAUGACCGUCAGACCCAGUCCAAGAUCUGCUUCGAUAACGGCUCGGUGGACAUGUGCUCCAGCGACCACAGCUGCCCGGCCGGCCAGCGCUGCUGUCUGCGCGGCUGCCAGCGUCUCUGCAGACCCGUCUGCGACUCGUGUCCCGCCGCACUGCAGUGCCGACUCGACACCGGCAGGCCAGAGUGUCUGACACCCAUCGAGAGCAACAAUCGCUUCAACAUUCGCCGACGCGUACAGCGGGGGUAGUACUGACGAGCGGCCGCCGUCCCUGGGAUAGAGAUGCCUACCGUACCGGACUCUGAGGAACGGUCUCAGAAGGCAGGAUUACGGCGCUCCAUGAAUUAGAGGGGCACGCAGGUGGAUCCUGGGGAGAUCCAUGACCUCGCUGCGUCCGUCUGUCGCGUUCUCCUCAGCACUGACCUUGCGCCGCGAUUCUUCAGGAUACCAUUCACAGUUUGAUAGGGAAUCCGCGCUCGGGGGCCCGCGGAGACGAGUGUGAAGACAGGCUCAAAGACUGAAGUCGACAGCCGAGCGACUGAGUGGCUGACUGGGCGGGCGGGCGCUUCAGUUCAAAGGGACUGCAGUGAGAAGCAGUACACUGAGUUCGGUGAAACCCUGGAAGAAGGCGGUAGCGCCAGCGCCGCGCGAUGAGGUUCGCAGAGCGAGAUUUGACCGCGAGACAAACGUUCAUGCUCAGUGUGGUUGUGUGCAGUUGCAGAAAUCCACUGUUUCGUUGUUUGUGUCAUGACUGCAUUCAGAGUGUUGAUCAUAAUAAAUGGACACAUCCACAA
Molecule: messenger RNA, 2191 nt
Organism: Amphibalanus amphitrite
Lineage: Eukaryota; Metazoa; Arthropoda; Thecostraca; Balanomorpha; Balanidae
Product: keratin-associated protein 10-6-like
Exons: 2
Coding region: 51-1646 (531 amino acids)
Cellular component (GO): extracellular region
Molecular function (GO): peptidase inhibitor activity
Source: RefSeq, a predicted model, not a curated record